Molecule: messenger RNA, 770 nt
Organism: Pyrus x bretschneideri (Chinese white pear)
Lineage: Eukaryota; Viridiplantae; Streptophyta; Magnoliopsida; Rosales; Rosaceae
Exons: 1
Coding region: 216-599 (127 amino acids)
Source: RefSeq, a predicted model, not a curated record
UCAUUCUUUAAAUAUAAUAAGAAAGUAAAAAUAUCAUUAAAAAUUCCUAAUAAAUAAAUAAACAUUGUUCUGCGACAAACCACGAUCCCAAAGAUUCUCUUCCCUCCUCUCUGCCAAAUUCAAACAAUCUGUUAUCCACUGCAGUGGACGAGCUCCAGAGUCCAGAGAGAGAGAAAGGAGGGAGAGAAGGACAGUGUGAGCUAAGUGAAUUCUUAAUGGAAGAUUUCAGAUCCAGAUCGUGCGGUCACGGAAGGUCGCAGAUGGAGAGCUACAAUGGCGGCAGCGGGUCGGCGGGACCCGCUUCGUCGGGGGUCAAUGGGAUGCAGGAUCUCAGGUGCUACAGCGCCUCCUACGCGACCUCUGUGCACCCGCAGCAGCAGCAAACCCAGGCGGGAAACAACGGCGAGAAGAUUAGGAAGGGGAAGUCGGCGAACGGGUCGGCGACGAAGAGCUGGAGCCUGAGCGAUCCGGAGCUGCAGAGGAAGAAGAGGGUGGCGAGCUAUAAGGUGUAUACGGUGGAAGGGAAGCUCAAAGGGUCGCUCCGGAAGAGCUUCCGGUGGCUCAAGGAAACUUGUAAUAGAGUCGUCUAUGGCCGGUAAUCAUCAUUUCUGAAUAUAUAUUAUAUAAAUUCGUACCACUAUUUAUUUAUUUCAAUUGUUUAAGUUAUGCUCGGUGUUAUUAAUUUGUAAAAUCGGAGUGUUUGUGUUGGAAAUUAUGAAGUUGUAAUGUGAUUUUUUUAUGAAUAUUUGUAUAUUGUGUAUUUUUGGUAA